AUGGAAUCCACAACCACAGCCAUGACCGACUGGUGCGGUUACCUCAAUCGCUACUUCCCAACCGCGGACGGAUACCGCCUGGAGAUCGUCCGUGGUCAUUACCACAGCCAAGGACACUACGUUGAGAUCCAUGUGUCCCGAUUCCAGUCGGGUACCUUCUUGGCCUUUGUCAGUAUGCCCAUGGCUGAGGAGGGUGACUGGGAGGACCACCGCGGGUGCAUUGAGCACAUUUGGAAGACCACCCGGGAGAGUCUCCCUGAGUGGGUGCUCCCGUAUGGAAUCGCCGAAUGUGGUGGUAAGCUGGCGUUUUAUAUUGGCACUCAUUUGAGUGACUGGGCACAGCACGUGAUGGUGUAUCGCAAUGAGUAUUUGACGAUCGGCCGGGAUGACUGGCUGAUUAAUGAUUACCUUGCUCGCCUUCGUGUUUGCGUGGGAGCUGAGAGUGAGAUUUGCUCUUGCUCCUGUGAGGAGAGGUCUGAGGCCUGCUCUUGCUCCUGUGAGGAGAGAUCUGAGGCUUGCUCUUGCUCCUGUGAGGAGAAGUCUGAGGCGAUGUCUGAGGGGGUUUGUGAGGGGGUGUCUAAGACGGUGGUUGAGGGGGAGCCCGAGGCAAUGUCUGAGGGGGAGCCCGAGCCCACGCCUGAGGGAGAGCCGGAGGCAAUGUCUGAGGGGGUGUCUGAAUAUGACGCCGAUUAUGAGCCCGAUCAUGAGGCUGAGUGUGGGACUGAUUGUGAAGGGGAGUGUGAGGCCGGGUGUGAGUGUGAAGCGAUGUCCGAUAAGGGGUCCGAGCCCAUGCUUGAGGAGGAGCCCGAGGCGAUGUCCGAGAGUGUCUCUGAGUAUGACGCCGAUCAUGAGAAUGAGGCUGAGGAUCUGGCUGAGUAUCAGCCUGCGUCUGCGCCUGAGUCUGCGCCAAAGUCUGCGCCGGAGCCUGCGCCUGAGUAUCCGGCUCAGUAUACACCUCAGUAUACGCUUCAGUAUCCGGUUCAGAAUACGCCUCAUAAUACGCCUCAGUAUCCGCCUCAGCAUACGCCUCAUAAUACGCCUCAGUAUCCGCCUCAGCAUACGCCUCAGCAUGCGCCUGAAUAUCCCACUCAGUCUGCACCUGAUUAUCCGCCGGAGUAUUCGGCUGACCGUCCACUGCCCCAUCAUGAGCCUGCUCAGGGGACUGACAUGAUCUCUGUGUUGAUUAGUUUGAUGACUGCCCUUGUGGAGGAAACCGAGGCGAACGCUAGGGCAACCGAGGCGAACUCUAGGGCAACUGAGGUAAUCUCUGAGGCAACUGAGGUGAUCUCUGAGGAAACCGAGGUGAUCACAUCUGCGACGGAUGCCGGAGUUACAUCUCAAGAUCUCUCCGAUUUGACUGAGAUGACUGAUCUGAGCGAGUUUGAGAUGCUCUCUGAUUAUGAAGAUAAGAUUGAACUUGAUGUGGUCCCUGAGGGAGAUUCUGAGGAAGAAGGUGGGGCGGCAUCUGGGGAGGGCGGUGCUAGUGAGACAUCGGGGGAGUUCUCCGAUUUGACUGAGUUGACCGAUUUGAGUGAGCCCGAGUGGUCAUCUGACGAUGAGCCUGAGGUGCAACCUGACGUGACUUCAGAGGAGGUCUCUGAGUUGACUGAGUUGACCAAUUUGACUGAGCCCGAGUGGUCGUCCGAGGGUGAGCCCCAGGUCCAACCCGAGGUGACACCUGAGGGGGAAGCUCAGGAGGGCACUGGGGUGACUGACGUGGCUGAGCCCGAGAUGCCUUCUGAAGAUCACGCUCGUCUUUGA
Messenger RNA from Aspergillus heteromorphus CBS 117.55, 1761 nucleotides. RefSeq lists its product as uncharacterized. Bases 1 to 1761 code for a protein of 586 amino acids. The record is from RefSeq and is a predicted model, not a curated record. Lineage: Eukaryota; Fungi; Ascomycota; Eurotiomycetes; Eurotiales; Aspergillaceae. The transcript has a single exon.